AUGGGAGCCUGCCGAAUCCAGUAUGUCCUGCUCCUCUCUCUGCUGGGCUUCUCCCCAUGCUCAGAUACUCUGACCUGUAAGGAGGGAACCCUGGUGAAGUUUGGGCAAAACUUCACGAAGGAACCAAUUGAAUGGAUCGUAAAUCCGACUGUGUCAGCUGGAGGUGAUAAAACCUCGUGUCAGGAGACACUGCUGCUCAUUGACGUAGGGGAACAGUCUCUCAUGAUAGGGAGCAAAAGUCCCAGCAAGGAUCCCGGUGUGACCCAAGAUUUCGAAAUGUUUGCUGCUGGGCCUGGAAUCAUAGCUGCCUCUUAUGUCAACGUCUGUAACACUGACCAGUGCAACAAGGCAGACAGCACAAGUGUCCUACUUAACAAGUUGUCCCUUUCAGAAUAUAAUGAGCCAGGAAAACUCAAGUGUCCUGCCUGCGUGAGUUUUAAGGGUUCUGCUUGUAACCACAACUCGAAGCGUGCCCCCUGCCCUAAGGAAACUAAAUGCUAUGCCAGUUCCUUGGAAGUGAAUGGAGGUGGCCUCAGUACUGUUUUUGAGAUUUUCGGAUGCCUGAGCUCAUCUUCCACAUUUUUAUUCAACAACCAAACUUCAAUUGGGAUCAUUUCGAUAAAAGAAAUCCUUGGGUCAGAUACGGCCAUUUCAUCCUCACAUGUCCUUGUCCCGAGCACCCUCCCGGCCUGGAUGUUAGGGCUCUGGGCUCUUUCAGCCCUUUGUUUGGAGGGAUUUGUCCUCUGCUGA
This is a messenger RNA of Grammomys surdaster, 750 nucleotides long. RefSeq names its product CD177 antigen-like. Gene Ontology annotation, biological process: leukocyte cell-cell adhesion; regulation of integrin-mediated signaling pathway; cell-cell junction maintenance. Gene Ontology annotation, cellular component: plasma membrane; plasma membrane raft. Lineage: Eukaryota; Metazoa; Chordata; Mammalia; Rodentia; Muridae. The record is from RefSeq and is a predicted model, not a curated record.